This is a messenger RNA of Carcharodon carcharias (great white shark), 2739 nucleotides long. RefSeq names its product adhesion G-protein coupled receptor G7-like. The transcript is spliced from 16 exons. Gene Ontology annotation, biological process: G protein-coupled receptor signaling pathway; cell surface receptor signaling pathway. The coding region runs from base 471 to 2360 and encodes 629 amino acids. Gene Ontology annotation, cellular component: membrane. The record is from RefSeq and is a predicted model, not a curated record. Gene Ontology annotation, molecular function: G protein-coupled receptor activity. Lineage: Eukaryota; Metazoa; Chordata; Chondrichthyes; Lamniformes; Lamnidae.
GUCUGGAAGUUGAUUGUUCACCAUGGCAUCUCGUGCUGGUCCACGUGCAGCAGGAACAGAUGGCAGUGACUUCCACCAUAGAGAGAAAGUAGCUUCACACUAUCAGAUGAGAUUCUUCCAUAAAACCACCAUCAGUCUCGUCUGCCAAUCCACAGUCAUGUUACUGCCAAAACAAUGGAACCUGUGAGAAUGAAAUCUGUGUAUGUCCAGAUGAAUGGAAAGGAGACCAUUGCGAGAUUGCCAAUUUCUGUGAAGGAAGUGUGUACAAUUCUUCUCAGGGACUGUUUACGUUCAGUGAAAUUUUAGUGGGACACUAUGGUUAUUCUAAAGAAGAAUGUGAGCCAUACACAUUAACUGCAAAUAUUUCAAAAGCAUCACGCCUAUGCACUGAGAAGGAUGGAAUCAUCAGUCUACAAAAUGACACAUUAACAGACUGCAAUGAAAAUUUUAAGAACCUUAGAGACAAGAUAAUGAAACACACCAAUAUUACUGAAGAAGAACUGGUGAAAAUUGCAACCGCUGUUCAGAUCCUGACCUCAGAACCACAUGAACUAACUUCAGAGAACAUCAGCUUUGCUGCUCAAAUAGUGCACCACGUUUUGAAUCAGUCGGACAUAUUGGACUCAUUUGAGGCUGCUUCCUUGGCAAUUACUACAAUCAGUCAACUCCUCAAUGUUAAUGAAACAGCAUUUGAUCCCACAAAUAAAGAGAUCUUUAACAUUACCCAAAGUGUGACAGAAAUUUUGGGAGCUGUCCUUACAGAUUUAGAAAUUAAUUUCAGCCAGGUGGUCCAGCCCAACCUUGCAGCUUCAUCCAUUACUUUAGAGAAUGGCACGACACGUGGAAUUAUGCUUUCUGUAUUAAAAGGAUGUGAUGACACCUUAGUCUCAAAACGAAUUGAACUGAACACCAAUGCUGCAAAGUUCUUACUAAAUACAAAUGCAGAAGUUCAAAUAUUUGUCAAUGUUUCCACAAAUAGCACUCAAGAUGGAAAAUUGGGAAUUAUCCUGUAUCAAAACGACAAGUUCUUUCAGUCCAAAGUCCACCAUAGUAUAAACAACCAGAGUCGUCGUGUUAUUUCUGGAAAUAUUGCGGAAGGAGUUCUGAAUGGUGUUGAACUACUUUUUAACCCAAAGUACAAUUCUACAGAGUAUUUCAUUCAUGAUCAUGCCUGUGUGUUUUGGGACUAUACUGUGGAUGAUUGGAAUACAGCAGGCUGUUCAAAGAGCACAGAUGAGUUUGGGUAUUUGAGAUGUCAGUGCAAUCACACCACUAAUUUUGCAGUGCUGAUGAGCUUCAGACGGAAUUACACUUACACUGAACCAUUAAACAUUGUGUCAUAUGUUGGAUGUGGGUUUUCAAUAGCUGGGUUAACCAUCACUAUUGCAUUUCAAAUUAUCACCAGGCAAGCACGCAAGACCUCGCUUACCUGGGUAACUGUGAGUCUUUGCACAUCAAUGUUCAUGGUUAAUUUGAUCUUCAUCUCUGGGAUAAACAACCCCAAUGCUCUGAAUGAAAAAAGUGAUGCGAACAAUACAGAAAACGUCAUUCUACCUUCUGACCGAUCCAGCCCACCAGAGGUUUACUCAUGCACUGCUGCUGCUGCCAUCCUUCAUUAUUUUCUAAUGGCUACAUUUACUUGGUCAGCACUGUAUGGUGCACAGAUGUACGUUCUUCUGGUUCACGUGUUCAAACCACUACCACGGCAUUUCUUAAUAUGGAUUUCAGUGGUUGGAUGGGGUCUUCCAGCAGUUAUAGUUAUAAUAACAUUAGCAACUACCUAUAAGACUGAUAACGCACUGAAUUAUCGGCGAGAGGAAUUCUGUUGGCUUUCUGGUUUCAAUCUACAUGGGAAUCUGGAUCUGUCAAAGCCAAUGCUUUGGGGAUUUCUUGUUCCAGUUGGGAUAUUACUGCUAUUUAAUUUUGUCAUGUUUACUUUAGUGACAAUGUUGGUGCUGUUCAGCAAAGACCAUGGUACUUGCAGUGCAAAACAGGCAACCUCAGCAAAGAAAAUGAUGGGAUCCUUAUCAGUCGCCGUUGUGUUAUGUUUAACAUGGAGUCUAGGUUAUUUGAUGCUUAUAGCAAAUGAUGAAACACAAACUGUCUUUAGCUAUAUCUUCUGCGUUCUUAAUGCUACUCAGGGUCUACAGAUUUUCAUUCUGUUCACUGCUCGUCGAAAAACAUUUCAAAAGAUCUAUGCUGCCUGGGAUUCCAGAUUUGCUAAGAACAUCAGUACAGUCCAUUCUAAAAGAUUCUCACUUCAAAGUUUAAGCACUACAGAGAGUAGAGAACGGUACACACAAUAUGACACAGUGAACUUCUUGGAAACCUCAAGUUCCAUACCUUCCAUUCUAUAUUAGAACACAGGGCCAUAAAAUUUUGAGAUUGGGUACAUUUUCUACCAGAUUUUCUUCAUUAUUCCUUCCUAAAGUGCUGCUCAAACCUCCCUGAUACUUUUAUUACCCAGGAUGAUGGCUGCGAUAAUGGGAAAGUACAUUGUGUAUUCCUAGCAAAAUUCAACAAUAAUAUCCCGUCAAUACCAGGUGAACUCAUUGUUGGAGGAAAUGUUGCAUACGUUAGCUUCCAAUUAAUUUCAAGUUGAAACAUUGCAUUACUGUAGGCCAGCAUUCUAUUUGGUAUUUUUGGCAUAAUAACUGCAUGUAUGAUUGUUAAAUUUGAAGCUCCUGAAAUACUGGAAUUAGAAUAAAUUACCAUGCUACUGGGUAUGGAUCCAUUGUU